UGGGAGGUGUUAGGUAAAAGCAAAAGAGUAGUGUGAAGGAAUCGUCUGGUACACCGAUCACCGAUUGGUCUCCGUCUCAAACUUUUAGAGAGAGAAAGAUGUAUAAACACAUAUACAUAUAGAGAGAGGGUGAGGAAGUUGCGGAACUCAGAUUUCUGGUGUCUCAACAAAGAUGCCAGAUUCAGCUGAUUUAGGAAAGAACAGUGAAAAUCAUGGGAGUCAAUUUAGGGAAGACAGUGAAUAUAUGAGGCUGGUUAUAUCCAAUGAACCAAGGAUAGCUGAAAAUGAUGUCUUACAAUCUCAAGCAGAAACAAAAAAUAAGUCAUUUAUCUGGUGGAUCAAGACCAUAAUAUGGUGUUUUACUAGUAUAAUAAUCCUUCUCAUUUUCUUGAAAUGGGGAGUGCCAUUGCUUAUUGAGAAGGUUCUUUUUCCAAUCUUGCAAUGGGAAUCCACUGCCUUUGGUCGUCCAGUUCUUGCACUUGUACUUGUUGCUUCUCUGGCACUGUUUCCUGUGUUCUUAAUCCCUUCUGGCCCUUCGAUGUGGUUGGCUGGAAUGAUUUUUGGAUAUGGUCUUGGGUUCGUUAUAAUCAUGGUUGGAACAACUAUUGGUAUGAUCCUUCCAUAUUUGAUUGGAUUACUCUUCCGUGACCGAAUUCAUCAAUGGCUAAAGAGAUGGCCUCAGAAAGCAGCUAUGAUCAGAAUUGCUGGGGAAGGGAGCUGGUUCCAUCAAUUUCGAGUGGUUGCCCUCUUCAGGGUCUCACCAUUCCCAUACACAAUUUUUAAUUAUGCAAUAGUGGUGACCAGUAUGAAUUUUUGGCCUUAUUUAUGUGGUUCGGUAGCUGGAAUGGUUCCAGAAGCCUUCAUUUACAUCUAUAGUGGUCGAUUAAUAAGGACGUUAGCAGAUAUCAAGUAUGGGAACCAUCACCUGACUUCAGUGGAAAUAAUAUACAACGUUAUCUCCUUCAUUGUUGCAAUCAUCACCACAGUUGCUUUUACUGUCUAUGCAAAGAGGACUCUGAAUGAACUUAAAAGUGCAGAGAUCAAUGAAGAAGCCUCCGCCUCUGAUCAUGGCAGAUUUGAGAUGGAAAAGCUUCCACUUGAAAGACCUAAGCAUCUGGGUUCAUCAUCAUCCUUGUCAUAGCCCUAGAUGGUUUUUAAAUUGUUACUGUAUACAACUGGAGCUAAUGAGGGGUUUCGGUUAGAUCCCUAGGAGGAGGAAAAACAGAGAAAAUACUGUAAAAUGUGUCAGAGAUGGAAGUGUAUUGAGUCUAUUAGCAAAUAAAAUUUCCUCUCUUUUUUUUUUUUUUGUAAAAUUAUUAUUAUCCUCUUUAUACUGGGCAGGUGUCAAUUGAUGUUGAAAAAUAACAUGAGAAUUUACCA
Messenger RNA from Cornus florida, 1380 nucleotides. RefSeq lists its product as uncharacterized. NCBI's taxonomy places the organism in Eukaryota, Viridiplantae, Streptophyta, Magnoliopsida, Cornales, Cornaceae. The transcript is spliced from 5 exons. The record is from RefSeq and is a predicted model, not a curated record. Bases 173 to 1141 code for a protein of 322 amino acids.